GCUUACAAAAUCAUGUGACAUAAUAUUAGAAUAACGGUUAAGAAGCAGCUACAGCAGCCCACAGACAACGCUUAAGGUUUCAUGAAUCUUAUUAUAGUCUCUUACUAUGGAAACUUUAGGCUAUUAAUUAGCAUAAUAAGAAAGUUGCGUAAAUGAAAGAAAGCUUAGAAGACAUGCCAAGAAUAUAUGACACGAGUUGAAGAAGAACUCUUCAGCAUUGGAAGGCUAUAAAAGCGGCAUCUUUAAAGCACACAGAAUUCAGUAUUCAUACAAAGCACCACUAGGAAGCGCUACGCAUGCGCUGUUAUUCUAAAUAAAAAAAUGUUGGACAAAAUCUUUAUCUUCCACGCUCUGCUGGCUUUGUGCGCUGCCGAUGUUAGCCACUUGAGUCGUGAUUACCUGCCACCCGUCGUCUCCGCACUGCAAGGUGAGCAGAUCCAGCCAGCGGCAACGCUCACCCAAACGCAACCACAACAAAUCCAGCAGGAUGAGUUGUUAAUCGACGAAGCCAACAAUGGCAACUUGCAUGCGUUAAAGGAUGUUGAGCAAUCAUUGGAUAUUGAGCCUGCUGUUACGGAAGUCACACCGGAGAGUCUUUCAAGUGAUAACACUUCCGGUGAAUCAGCUAGCGAUCCUUUCUUUCAACCAAGUUUUGGUGGUUUCCCCGGCGCUCCCUUCCCCGCAGCUAAUCUACCGAAUCCUAGUUACGGCGGACAAUAUCCAGGUUAUGGAUUUCCGGGACAAGGUUUUGCUGGACAAGGUUUCCCCGGCGCAGGUUUCUCCGGACAAGGCUUUCCUGGUGCUGGUUUCCCCGGACAAGGCUUUCCAGGUGUAGGCUUCCCUGGACAAGGCUUUCCUGCUGCUGGAUUUAAUGGGCAAGGCUUUCCUGGACAAGGCUUUCCUGGUGCUGGUUUCCCGGGACAAGGCUUUCCUGGUGCUGGUUUCCCGGGACAAGGUUUUCCCGGCGCAGGUUUCUCCGGACAAGGUUUUCCAGGUGUAGGCUUUCCAGGGCAAGGUUUUCCUGGCGCGGGCUUCCCAGGUGCAGGUUUUCCGGGCAACGGCUUCCCGGGACAAGGUUUCCCAGGCGUACCCUAUCAGACAGCAACUCAACAACAGUCCGGAAAUUCGAACGCACCACAGCCUGUAGCUAAUAAUCGUGUGCUAAAAGCACCACUCGCCAGUGAUACCGUUUAUGGCACUAACGGUGGUUAUGUCUACGACAAACCAAAAUAGUUUUAUCGCAUUCUUCAUAAUACUUUGGUAAUUUCCAAGCAUUUUUAGAUUUAAUUUAUUUUUUUUCGUGAUUUAAUCAUCAUCUUUCUCUACUCCUUCUGCAUUUUCUGCUAAUCAUAUAAUUUUUUGAACUCGUCUGGACUUGAAUCCAUUAGCAUUUUAUCACGACACAAUGCG
This is a messenger RNA of Ceratitis capitata (Mediterranean fruit fly), 1410 nucleotides long. RefSeq names its product collagen alpha-2(IV) chain. The record is from RefSeq and is a predicted model, not a curated record. The coding region runs from base 322 to 1233 and encodes 303 amino acids. NCBI's taxonomy places the organism in Eukaryota, Metazoa, Arthropoda, Insecta, Diptera, Tephritidae. The transcript is spliced from 2 exons.